Messenger RNA from Acipenser ruthenus (sterlet), 1352 nucleotides. RefSeq names its product origin recognition complex subunit 5-like. Bases 1 to 1248 code for a protein of 415 amino acids. The transcript has 14 exons. Gene Ontology annotation, molecular function: DNA replication origin binding. The record is from RefSeq and is a predicted model, not a curated record. Gene Ontology annotation, cellular component: nuclear origin of replication recognition complex; nucleus. NCBI's taxonomy places the organism in Eukaryota, Metazoa, Chordata, Actinopteri, Acipenseriformes, Acipenseridae. Gene Ontology annotation, biological process: DNA replication initiation; DNA replication.
AUGGAUCCAGUGGAGCAGGACCACAGAGGCACAGUGGAAGCGCAGAGCCGGCGUUGCUUUGACACAAGCACGCAGCGCACCGCUCACAACCGCUACAGCUUCUGGUGCAGCAGUGCAGCUACCUCUCUGCCCCAGCAGUACAGCUACCCCUCUGUGUUCAUCUAUGGACAUGCAGCCACCGGGAAGACCUUCGUCACGCAGACGCUGCUUCGCGAGCUCCAGCUCCCUCACGCGCUGCUGAACUGUGUGGAGUGUUUCACGUCUCGCCUGCUCUUUGAACACAUCCUGAACCAGCUGUGCGCUCACAGCCCCUCCCCAGACAACGAGUUCUCCUCUCACACUCGCUGCGAUUCCUUCAAUGACUUCAUCCGGCUCUACAGACAGCUGGCUGACCUGCAGCAGCAGAAGAGCACCACCUACAUUGUGUUGGACCGAGCCGAGGCAUUGAGAGACAUGGAUGCCAAUCUGCUAUCUGGAUUUCUUCGACUGCAGGAGCUGGUGGGAGGGAACGUGACGGUCAUCUUCCUCAGCGAAAUCGUCUGGGAGAAGUUCCGUCCGAACACCGGCUGCUUUGAGCCCCUGAUCAUCUGCUUCCCGGACUACAGCAAAGCUGAGCUGCAGCAGAUCCUGUCUCUCGAUCACCACCCAGAGUACUCUGCAGACCUGUACGCCUCCUACAUCAACAUCCUGCUGGGCGUCUUCUACUCCGUCUGCCGAGACCUGAAGGAGCUCAGACAUCUGGCUGCGCUCAAUUUUACCAAAUUCUGUGAGCCGCUGGUAAAAGGAGAAGCGAAGGAGAGCGACACGCACAGGCUGUGGAGGAACAUUGAGCCUCACCUGAAGAAGGCCAUGCAGACAGUCUACCUGCGGGAGAUCUCCAGUUCACAGUGGGAGGAGAUGCAGCAGAAGGAGGGAGAGCUGCACCUGAAAGGUCUCUCUGCUCAUGCUCACGUGGAGCUGCCCUAUUACUCCAAGUUCCUGCUGAUAGCAGCCUACCUGGCUUCCUUCAACCCUGCCCGUGCAGACAAACGCUUCUUCCUCAAGCACCAUGGGAAGAUAAAGAAGACAAACUUCCUGAAAAAGCACGAGAAGACCAGUAACCACCUGCUGGGACCGAAGCCCUUCCCCCUGGACCGCCUGCUGGCCAUCUUCUACAGCAUCGUGGACAGCCGAGUGGCUCCGACUGCCAACAUCUUCUCACAGACCGUGCUGCUGGGGGGGGCUAAUGCAGUACACCCCCCACUCUGAGGUCAUAUGAACUGCCACCUCGCUCCUGUCCUGGAAGCUGAGGGCUGCAGAGAGGAAGGCUGGUGUGCAACACAAGUGUUUCAUAAGAACAGAAGACAUCCCAG